Molecule: messenger RNA, 603 nt
Organism: Didymodactylos carnosus
Lineage: Eukaryota; Metazoa; Rotifera; Eurotatoria; Philodinida; Philodinidae
Source: the annotation of a GenBank genome assembly
AUGUCGCCUAAAAUCUGCAUUUUUGUCGUUUCGAAUCCAUUUGGGAUUCGAAUACCAUCACUCUAUCGUCUUCCACAUCUCACGUCAUUGAAUAUUAUCGAUGCUGAGUCGACAAAUAUAAGUACAGUUUUAUUUAAUCCGAAUGCUCUACCAUAUUCAACACAAUUGUGUGGUACAGCAUUACAAAAUUUAAUAAAUGAUCGUCAACGGACGAAUCUGCAUACUAUUCAUUUUUCAGAAGUUUAUAGAUUCGAUAAUCUCAUAUGUUUACUUAAACAUAUUUGCAAUAUUUACUAUAUAAAUUUAGAUUUUAUUCCAACUACUCAACGUUAUAUACGAAAUGAAUUACCUUCCUUUGAUCAUAUUAAAGUCAACUAUUUGGAACAUUUUCAACUAAAUAUGAUAAUUAGGCCUAAUAAAGACAGUAAUGAUUUAUUACUCGUAUUAAUACAAUCAAUUCAUCCAUCAUUAAAACGUUUAUAUUUAACAUUUGAUAAGAGUUAUAUGCUAAGUGAUAAAUUUAUACGGCUAAAAUACAAAUACCCAUUAAUAGACAUUCGAACUAAAGGACAUUGCUAUUGUGAUGUCAUGGGACGGAUGUAG